AUGGAGAACAAAACUGGACUUCUGAAGACAUUUUCAGCUGGCGAGCUGAACGUCCUACGUCCUCAUAUUCAACGUAAGUCGUCCAAUUACAUCAUACCACCUAUAGUGCAUGCUCCUCAGCUAUAGGCUUUCCGCUAUUUUUUUUACUAAUUUCUUAAAUUAAAGAGAAUCGCCCUCAUUAAAGUUCCAUUAUUUCAGUCUUAAUUGAAAAGUCCUGUGGACGAUCAUGCCUUCUUAAAAAAAAUAUCCUCCCUACCUGCUCUGGUAGUUUACCACAGAGUCAAACCCCCCUAGCUCUAAUAUAUUUUUUCUGGUCCAGUCGACUAUUCUAAAAUGGUCCGCGUUUUCACAUCUGCCGCGCCAAAACAUCUCUCGUCUGCAUGUUUGUGCGAGUCAUUCCUCGGACAAAAAGCCCCCAUCGUUGUUAAAAAUGACAGGUGGUUCGGCUUUCUCAUGUCUUCCCAUUCACGAGUUUUCUAAAGAUUGAUAAUUUUGGCUCCGUUUUGGUUGCAAUGAUGACAUUGGUGGCACUCACACCAAUCAUUCAGAUCCCUCGUUAGUGAGUGGAACUAUAGCGGAAAGAAUGACUCAACAUACAGUAGGUGCGCGAACUCUGAAGUGUUAACCGAAAUUUUGAAAUGCUUUACCGUUUCGAAAAAAUACCUAAGUAGGGCUUUAAAUUUAAUCGUCAUGCAGCAUAACUCUUUAAUAAAUCAUUUACGUCGAGAUGCUUGCUUUCGAACAAAAGUGUUUCCAGCCGCAUGUAGGAACCCCAUUCUGUGAAAAGUGACAACUUGAGUAGCAAACGUUUUUCCCAUUGAUUUUCGAUACCCUUAAAAUUUCAAUUAUAUUUCAUGGAAAACAUGCAUGAAAAUAUUCAUUCUCUUGCGCAUUUGAUAGAAAGUUACGUUUUCUUCCAAUCUUAUACUCACGGUCGUAAAAAAUCCCAUAAUUAGAAACUUUAAAAUCGAAUUAUGCCCUUCGUUCUAGUACAAAAUUUGGAAAAGACGUAGUUUUCUACCGAGUGGAUAAAAUAAUGAAUAUUUUAUGCAUGUUUUCCAUGAAAUAUAAUCAAAUUUGAAGGGCAUCGAAAAUCGAUAAGAAAAAUGCACGCUAAUUAAGUAGUCGUUUUUCACAAAAUGUGCCUUCUCUGUGGGGCUGGAAAGAAUUUCGCUCGAGAGCCGGCAUCCCAAGGUAACUGAAUUAUUGAAGAAUUAUGCUGUACAAUGAUUAAUUUCAAAACCCUACUGAAGUAAUCUUUUCGAAACGAUAACGCACUUCCGAAUAUCGGUAAACACAUCAUGAGUUAGCAAACCUACUGUAUAUGUGAGUAUGUUGAGCCAUUCCUCCCGCCAUUCCAAGUUCCUACGCCGUCUUCGCUACUUUUGCCAGUGGACUGUAUCUUUGAUCCCAGCCAUCGAGGAAGUUCGUUUUUGGAUCUACGGAGCACGCGCGUGGGCCACAGAAGAUGUCUCUUGAACAGAUGGUCGUGACAGCUGAUCGUCUCUUGCAGUGCAUCCGGGCCAGUUUAAAAAGUGCAGUCACUCACCCUUUUGUCCGAGUUGUCAGCCUCCAUCAUGAAAUAACACAUUUUGAAAUACCGUCUCCUAGAAACGAGUUUUUGAGUGAGAGUUUAUCUCUUUUUGAAUCCGGAGUGGGUUCUGGGGGCUGAAACGCUGUUGGAUACCUUAGACUUGCAGAUACAGCUUACUCCAGAGGAUGGCUUUAACUAAUAGAGUUUGCUCAGGUUAGUUCCCGUGUUUCGUUUCGGAAGCACCUGUAACAAUCAGUAGUGCUGUUGCCUAAUUUGGCGGUGAUUGAGUUGAGGAAUAGGUAACCAGACCUGCGACAGACCAUUGAACCUAUGUGGAAUGCAGGCUUUUCAAUGGCGAAUCAGUUCGACCAUCACGGGCGACGAUUUCCACCGUGGGAGAGCAGAGAGUCACUUCCCACACACACGCGCGGCAGAACCCAACAGCGUGAAAUUUAGUGUAAUGCAAUGUUUAUGUUACCUGCCUUUGCGAAAGGUACCUAGCAGGCCGCGACUUGGACAGUAUAUAAAUGCCUGACACCGGCAAGUGCUUCUGCCGUGCCACUGAAAUAUGACGGGUUGAUUGUCGCAAUUGCCCCAAAUGACGGAGUCAGGGCUUCACACUUUCAUUGAAAAUCGGCAUCCCGGAUGGCUGACUUCUUACAUCUUCUUGUGGAUGUUGUUCGUCUCAAAAUUCUUUGCGUUGUACACUUCAGCUAUUCGCAUCUGAAGUAUGCUGAAAGAAGCUUUUAGGAUGGCUACACUCCGAAAACCAGACUGGGCUGACUCUUUGAACAGUGGUUGCGUGGGGUGUCUAUAUGGAGCUCACGGUAUCCUGUAGUACCUGAGUUUGAGGGUGAAAAUUUCCAUCUGCCCUCCGGCCAUAUCCUAAGGUUUAGGAAUUGUGUCGGACGGCGGCGGUUAGCCCUUAUCAGAUGGCCGGCAGCAUUCGCCAGAGUGGCAUCUGACCAUUUAAUCUCCAACCGAUUUGCUAGUCGCCACCCGGCCUCACCAGAUAGUAUUGCCGUUGCAUGUCCUGUGGCUAAAUAUUCGUCGGUCAAAAGGGCCCAUUUCACCGCUAAUCUUCAAUGAAGACCGUUGGAUUAUCUGCCGCCUACAGACGUGCUGACAGGCAGAUCGCGUUAGCAGGGGUUUCUGUUGAAUCCAGGAUCAACAGGAUUAGCGAAAAUGGGUUCCGCCAGGUUUUGGUAAAAGCCAGGCUGUACGGUCUCCUUUGCGGUCAAGGAGCAUGGUAAUUGGUUGAAUUUUGCCCUAGAGUAUGCGGCCGACCGUCUAAAAUAGGUUUAAAUACUUGGACCGGAAUUACAUUGUAGCAUUCACUAUUAUUCCUGUCAAAAAUGCAGAUACAGUAGCGACAUUGACAGAUACAGAGACUAUUCAAAGGUUUCUGUGCUGGAGGUCAGAACGAACUUCAGCCCAAUGCCUUGGUCAUUUAUGUCCUUGGUAGUUUCGUUGAAAUAGUUUCCUUCUCCUUAGUACACUGCUACCACUUCGUUUCUAUACAUCCUCCGAGUAGCUACGACCUGGUUUGUCGAGUUCGAGUCAGAACUAGGAAAAUACCGCUGUUAGACCUCUCACCGGCUUGUAAGCUCUCAAAAGAGUUUUGAAAAGUCAAUAUUUCCGACAGAUUUCCGAUCGGUUUCUGUCCUCAUUAUCAUACGCCACCACAUUGCCUUAAAAUUCAUCCAUCUUCUCCAAACUGGAAGUUCUUUGCGGUUGCAGUCAGCACUUGCUCGGUUGUCGGAAAGUGCGACCGAACCAGUCAAGGCGACUCCAUUUGAUCACAAAACCCGUUUGAUGAGCCGUCUGUCUGUCAGGCCCCAAUCAUUUGUUAACCUCUGGCCUAAACGAUAGGGCUUCACUCGGGCAGCGUGCAGAUAUGUCCUUACGUCCUCGAAGUGUUAGACCGUUUACCCUCCUAGAACAGUACUCACCUUUUAUGGCUUUUUAGUAUAUCUGGUCGAGUUUCAGGAGCAUGUUAUUCAUAAAAAGUCCAGAUGCAUGCUAUAUUUCCUAAUAGAUACGGUCAAAGUUAAGGUUAUUCCUGUUUUCAUUUUCGCCUCCAGAGCAUUCGUUCAUCGCCACCUCAUCCUCUCCCUCCUCCUCGCCACUUUUUGGCGCUAAACAAACCACUCGAUGCUCCUCAGCCAGUGAAAUUACUCGGCACAAACCACCCGCUGCAGGGUUACAUGUCCCCCGUUAUCACCGCAGUCGGUGUCGUAAAUCUAUUUGCAGCAGCGGCGGCCCCAGCAAUAGUAGCCCCCUGCGAGUAGGCUCCGAUACUUCCCACUCCUCUCCACCCUCCACUGCCUUUUCUCCUACAUGGCCCAUGCAGUUGCAUAGUACUGGGUCGGAGUCCCCGCCGCCUUUUCCUCCGCCUCCUGCACCAAGGACCGUUCGACGAGAACUGGCUGCUGAAGAGUCCCUGGCCAACCUCCGAGCGUCCGACCUUGGCUACUGUCGUUUGGAUGAGGCCUCAUGCCAAGAAGGUGAGCCGGUGACUCAUUUCUUUUCUCUCCGUCUCUAAGGUCUCUUGGACGUUGUAUAACUUUAUCUUCUCGUAAGGUAUAGUACCUUUUUCGGUCCUGAUCAAAGAGGACGUACUUAGUUACAUUUUCCCUUCAUUCCUGCCGCUUCCACAUAGUCAGCGUGUUCAGCGUUGCGUUUUCAGCUGAUAGUUGAAACCAGACCCAACGGCCUGCCCAGUGGGAUGGUUUAACCCUCUUAAGGACCGGUUGUGUAUAGCCACCUCUGUUGACUGUUUUUCGUCUCCCGUGCUACCCCACACCAUCACAGUCUUUUUACAUAGCCUUUAUACACCCCUCUUUCAGGGAGGGGAGGUGGUAGUCCGGGGACAGCGGUGUCUUGAAGACAAAACCCAAACAGAAAAUGACGAUGAUGUUAAUUACAUAUAGACCACACGAAAGUCCAGAAUUAGGGUCAGUGCUGAUUCCACCGGCUGCAGCGUUGGGCGGGAGCUGUAGUUGAUGAGAGAUGACAUUCAGCAUGUUGUAAUUUGUCUGCGUUUUGUGGCCUUCUGUGGGAAUCCGAUUUGCCAUGUCAGUGUGCAACCACGCCUGAAGGUGUUUGCCACUCUGUGAUCGACCACCGUUUAUUCCCAAGACCCCAAAGCCUGCCCACUAUCCGCCCCACGUGAGGACUGGCCAGUAGACUGCUAAUAGGCGGACGCCGUCUCCUCGAUGCUCCCGCCACGCCGGACACGAGGUGAUGACACAACAAUUAGCAUGCCUGGAAUUUAUGACCGGCCGGUUUUCUCUACCUUAAUUUACACUUACUUCCACCGUCAUUAUUACCUUGUCAGCAGACUUGAAGAACCCUAAGUCUUCUGGUAGGGUGAUCCAAAGAUAAAAGGACUAAAUAGCCCUAGAAGUUAGCGUGACUUACUGAGUGGUAUUUCGAGAGAGACGCUUUUGUUAGCGUCAGGGUCGGCGGGUUUUCGCUGCAAGCAAGCACUGCGCUGAGUAACGACGGGGACGAUGAUGAUGGUUGUGGUAAUAGUGAUGAUGGUUACGACCAUGCUGUCGUUGGUGGUGAUGAUGCAUUUUAUGGUGAAUCAUGAAAUGUCAGUCAAACAGAAUUCUCGUCUCAGUGACCAAUUCUCCUUCAGCUUGACUUCUAUUUGGAACGAAUCUUCACAUGCAUUGGAAAAUUGCUUGCUAUGCAAUCCGGCAUACCGUUCACGUAGGGGAUGCGUGCGAUGAUAUUAUUCGGUUAGUCAGUUUCUUUACCUAUAUUCAGAGAAACUGCCUCUCGUUAUCGCUCUAGACUCUGUUGAAAUAUGCAACUGUUUAUGGAAGUAUAAGGACUCAGAGUGACAUUUACUCUACAGAAGUUUGGCACGCCUAUACUAUUUUCCUGCGUCUUCUGAAUCAACCGAAUCUUAGUGUUUCAAAGUAAGGUUUCCAGUUAAUGACAAUGAACGUUGUAGGGGUUUGUUUAGCAGUUUAUUCAGAUUGAAAGUGUGGUGUACUAAGGAGAAGUUUUCCCGUUAGCCCAGCUGCUGAGUACUCGACAUGUGCACGUAUGACAGAUAGUGAAUCGGUCUUUAGUGAAAGCAAGCUCUCCGGCUAUCCAAUGACAGUUUUGCCAGGACGCUGAGAUCUACUGUUUCGCAUGCCGGUUGCUCUAAAAUACCCCCAAAGCCCGAUGACGACACUGUUACACGGCUACCGUUAAAUAAGUUUACUUGCCACUGUUGCCUCACCGCGAAAAACCCACCUGGACCACUGCUGUUGAUUCGCCUGUACUCGCACUUCUUAAGAAACCCUAUGAGAAACCCCCGAUUUCAGUAAUGCGAUCUAUACUGCAGCGUCCACACGAUACAACCGGGUCACGGAACCAUUGUCCAGUGGUGUGAUCUGGACUACUUAAUCAGAAACGAUCACUGGGUACUGGAUGCGGAUGCUCCUCGACACCGACACAUGAGGUCCGACAGGGCACAGUCAUUUUCAGCGUGAAGUGGGUGUCAGCAAUGUGCAUGAACUCUGAUUUGUAGACUUAGCUUCGGAAAAUCAAGACCCCUGGAGAUUGACGGCCCAUACGACUUCUCCGGUAGACACGAUGUGACGAUUGCCAGCGCAACAGGCGAACCAUGCGCGGGGACCAGCCGAUGAUGGACCAGCUUACGUGCGACCAAAAAGCGCCUUGCGAAUGUCGGUGCAUUUUCUAUCUGGUUGCCACCAAAAAUGCAGGAAAUGGUUGCAAGACCGCGAACGGUUUAUUGCUGUCUGUGGCUAAAAUGACCAGCCUGAAUCAGGUGACUGUUCAAAAAAGCCGCCUGAAAGUUCGCCUCUCUUCUGCACCUAAAAUAUUUCGCGCAAGGCAAUUCAAUGUCGCAAAAUUACGACAACCAAACACAGUCGAGACUUACAGCGCGGAAAUUUGUUCUUACUAUGCAUCAGACUAUGUAGCAGACGACCGACGACUUUACUACUCACACUUCCGGCUUCGUUCGAGCGCCAGUACUAGUCCUUCUGGUGUUUUUCAGGCAACGGUAUAGAGAAUGACCCCACUUUACUGUCGGUAGACUGUGGAUCCUGUCACGCGUGAUUGGUGAUAAGGGGACUUUUAUGGGGGAGCCAGCAAACUAGACAGUAAGUUGAAAAAUGCAGGAAAAUGCAGAAACCAUUCGGAUUUCUCCCGAAAGACUCAUCGUACGCUUUCGUACGACAACGGAAAUGAGCGCGGUAACUAAAAAUAAACAAAAAGUAAACUCCAAGAAAUAAAGAAGUUUGAGUGAUGGUUUGAAGUUAUGGCAAGUGUAAUGUUUGCAAAGGCCUGCGAAUGAAUGCCAAGAUAAGAGCCCGUAUGACGUGAUCCACAGUCCGCCAUCCGUUAAGCGGGGUCCUUCUCCAUACCGUUACCGUUUUUCAAUCUUUGCAGCCGAAAAAUCAUCACAUUACUAUCCUCUACGGCAAAGUUUCAUCCUUCUCUGCCCCAUGGAGCAAAAAAUACGACCGUAAGCCCGACGUUGCACAGCAACAAGACGUCCUGAGAGGGCGGUGUCUUCGUUGAGAUCUACAAGUCUCGUGCCGACACUGACGCCCUGCUUCUGUAAGAUGCCUGAAUACACAUGGGGAGAUGGAGCCAAUCCUGACGACCGCGGCUUGCCCAUCCUUAUAUCUUGCAUCAGGAAGAGGGUAAAGGCGAAAUGCGAGAUCUCCCACGGUAUAAGUCCCACCAACAUUGCUGUAAGGGUCUGCUGUUGCAAUUUUGCAGACCAGUUUACUGUGUUCGCGACUCCAGACCUACAGUGAGUGACCGAUCCCAUGCAAUGUCAGUCGAAAUUCUGAAAUGCGCUUUUGAUUAGGAAGGGUUACCCUGGUGGGGUUGUCACACUGAUUAUCAUGCGGCAAAAUCCUAUACUAUUUUGGACUUACCAGAGUUUUGGCUUGUAAAUGCACUUCAUUUCGACCUGUAAAACAUAUACCCCCUAAAAAUGUUUACUUGAGCAGUGUGUGUUUUGAGAUUGAUUACAUACGGCGCUAUGAACCCAAAUAUAUUUUAUGGAGAACAUGCGAAAAUAUGCUUUCUUUUGCUCAGUUGACAGCUAAUUAUUUUCUAUCCGUACUUUUUACUCGAAGAGAAACUACCUGUCCGUCGUUGAAAAGUUCCUGAUUGUGAGAUUUUUUAAGACCGUGAAAUAUAUAUUUAUGCAGCAUCAUGUCUGUAUGUUUAUUAAUGCUCUUUCUUACUCAUAUGGCAGCGAAUCGCAUCAUCUUCCCACUUUAUAAUAGAAGAACGAGUGUUUUUUAGUUUCAAAAGAUUUUCUAAUUAUGAGUUUUUCUAAGAUCUUCCAAUGUCCAUUCAUACAGCAUCGUAUCUGUCCGUUUAUUAAUAUUCCUCACGAAGUAUACAACAUACUUUGCAUCCAUUAUAAAAUUUCGUGAAAUCUACACGGUAUUUUCUUAAGAGGUCAAAAGGGAGUGUAUAUAAAAUCCAGCCUUUUUAAGUCCAAAAUAUUAGAGGAUUUUGCUACAUGAUAAUCGAUAUUACAUCGUCACCUAAAUAAUCUUCCCUAGUCGAAAAUGCAUUUCAGAGACAUUUCAUGCGAUCGGUCACUCGCUGUAGCUCCAACGAAGCCAUACACCGAGCUGGACGUGCAUGCUACGUUCUCGGACGGUUUGCUGGCAAACGUCAUCCCUGCGAUCAAGGCCUACGUUCACAUCAGCACUGCGCCACCUCUGGUCCAUAACAAUCUCCCAACCGCUCAACAUUCGGUCUGUCGUUGGGCUUGGUCGCAUUCAGCUGCUCAUACUGUUUAAAUACAUCACUGCCUCGAUUGUCAGCAGAACCGCGCGAUUUUAAGGGAGCUGAGAGCCGACCGACCGACUACGCUGAAGAUAUCGUCCUGCCAGUGUCAAGAUAUGAAGACCCACAGAGUGCCUUGGUUGUGGAUGAAUGAGCUUGCUAAAUUUAUCAUUUCUCGCACCAGCACUGGGUAGACCAAAGGGUCUCCAAGCUGUGCUUUCAACCAGAAGAAGGCACCACUGAAGAUUAAUAGUUGAAGAAGUGGACAGUGGCACUAAAAUGUUGCCAAAUGGGCAGAGUGGGGAUGAUAUCGUUGCCCUCUGGGUUUUCAUAAGCGUAGAAAGUAUCCCAUGGUCUUUUCGUGACCUCCUCCUCGUCACGAACAUCCGGGCGUGCCGAACACCCGUUCGGUCGUCAGUCAUCAGUUGAGUGGAAUAUGAUCAAAAACUGGAAGGGUUUGAUCACUGUUGCCAGAGGACCAUCCUCUAACACCACCGACAGUUCGACUGUCGAAUGAGACUGUCAGCACCCCCUACGACAUCGCGAGGAGAUCCAAGGACACGCAAGAAAGAUUGUCCUUUUGUUUGUCGCCCGCCGCUCUUGUCCAGUGUUGCUCUUGCUCCGCUGCCUACCUGAAUGCUAAGAAGAGAAGGUCGGCUGAAAACUUGACUCGACCAGUCCGUCGAGACAUGAAAGUGGUCCUUUGGCCUUUAUUUUGAUGUCUUCGUCGCCGCAGAUGGCCAUUGGUUGGGCUCUCAGGAUCCACUGUCGUAAAUCACCACGUAUGGGGAGGUAGAAUCUGUGAUAUAAUCGGGAUCACCAACGUCGGGCAUAGCCACAGUCUUAGCAAAAAGAAGCAAGUGCUGAUGAUUUCACAGUGCCUUGGAUCUCUGCUGUAAUGCCCUGCGGUCUGUUUCAGCUUAUGGGCGAGAUAUAACCGACUAAUAGUGCUGAAUAACAGACAAAUGGUCAUUCCAGUCUUUCUCGCAUUCACCAGUAACAGUUGUUAAUGAUGACUUUUCUUCACAGCCUUUGCCCUUCGUCUUUCAUUGUGCAUAUUUUCCUAAUCAUCACAGGCCCCCGCAUACACGUCCCCUCAGUCAGAGUCGGAGGCACUCCUCCGCUCCUCCAGUGCAUUACGAAACCUACCUCACUGACCCCAAUUUCCGCAACUCGACGACGAGAGUUUGCAGCCCAAUUUAGGGAUCUCUUUCAUCCAAAACAGAAGCUGCAGCAACAUGACAUUUCUGGGAGGACAGGGCUUCUGGUUAGCUGGGAGGACGCCUCCCGUCUGUUUCAGACACAAUUUGGCAUCUCCUCUUCCGUCGCCCUGGCGAUAUGGUGCGUAAGCGUAUCUUCUCCCUUCCUUUCAACUGGUCCACCAAUCUGCCCUUACUAAUCCAUUUUUCCGCAAGUGUCUCAACAAACAUUUGGAAGUGACACUGAUCCUCUCACACAAGUCAUGUUUGGCUUCUCCUUUUGUUGUUCUCGUUGACCUCCUACCAGGCGACACUGAUAAGACCCACCAAAGAAGGUGCCAGCCGAACAGACCAAAAUUUUUUAAAAGACAAAUUUUUGACUUUUUCCAUUUUCCUGUUAGUAGCACUCUUGUCUUGCAUCAUGGAUCCAUUGAGAACAUUUCAAUUACAGUCUAAAUGUCAUUUGUUGUACCACACUGAUCAUCAGCAGAAUUUAUGGCUUCGGUAUCCACAGUUUUCACCGAACCCCUUAUCCAUAUCCGUCUCCCUGAAAGCUAAUGCCACAGGCUGGAAGACAGACAAUUCCGGGUCGGAUAUGGUUUGGUAGCCCCACCUGAAGUAAACAAACCCCAGUCACCUCUAAUACGGGACCGGUGGUCAUAGGAGUUUUUACAGGUGGAGCCGGGGAACGCACAGGCGACGAGGUCAAGCAGUUGGGUGCAAAAGAAAAGCUAUCGGGGAUGCGCGGUCGCACUUUGAGUGGUUGAGAAAUUGUUGCGCUAACCCCUAACCCUAGCCACUAACUUUAACCCUUAAUCCUAUACACCAACCCCCUAACCAUAACCCUUAAUCCCAACCCCAACAGUAUUGUAUCUAUCAGGUAGGGCCACCAAACCACAUCUUACCCAAUUCCGUUCUCCGACUAUGCCCUAUUCUUGGGUGGAGAGCAAGUGUUUUAUCAGAAGGUGGCUGCUAAAUGUUUGGCCAGACAAGUGAAAUUGAUUUUGUGUUGAAGUGCUGUUCUCAUGACAUUCUUCUUAGGGCUUCUGACGGUUUCCACGAACAGUUAUAUUUGGAGCUGAUGACUGAAUUUUUACUGAGUCAAGCGACAGUCAGUUAAUUGGGUCUGAGCAGAUAUGUACUUACUUCUCUGCAAGCCCAUGCACCUUUUAAAAAUUCUAGGGAGAUCCAUAACUGCGCAGGUGAUAAUCAGUUAUGUCGGUUUGGAUUGUCGGCGUAGGGCGGGAGAGGUGACUAGGCAUAAAUCGGCAGAACGAGGAUUUCGACCAGUUAGCCUACUCACAACUGCAUGCAGACUUUGUCUGUGACAGCAGCGGGAUCUGCAAGAGGGUUUUUUGUAGGAAUGGUUUGCAUAGCAUGAUCUUGCCGUCGUCCCUGCCGUUUUGGAUAUGUAUUUUUGAAUUGACUUCAAAUAGCUCUUCGGCACUCCACAGACUGGGCGAAAAAUCCCCAUCUGCGUCCACGCUUGAUCACUCUAUGCCGGCAGAGCUAUGUCGCGACAGGAUUUUCCCUUAUCUACUUACUUGACUGAUGAUCCGUCUGACUUGAGGUGUUCUCAGCAAGAACAGCUGAGAGGUAUUUGUACGUAGUCUGCGAGUAGCAACUUAUCGUUGCCUUAGAGAACAUUUUCCCUCGUUCUACGCCUUCAAUACGAGGUUGACAAAGCAGUAGACGACUGUCUAUUUUCUGGACUCACAAUUUCUUUGAUGACCUGUUCUUUAAGGUGACAACAAAUCCAGUUAUUUUGCUCUACUUGCUAUCCGUAGUUGGGCCUUUGGAAAUAAUCUGUUAUCAACGUUGUUUUCUUCCGAGCAUUUGCAGCCUAAAAGAUGCUAUUCUGGCAAAACGUGGACGAAUCUCCGUUCUUCGAUUUAUUUCAUGAGUUAAACUCCCCCCUCCUCCUCCUCCUCCUCCUCCUCCUCCUCGCCCUUCCCCUUCCCCCCUCAGUAUCCACAAUCCCAUUUUCUGUUUCUCACUCCUUCCAAAAAUCCGUUUUCAAAAGGAGUCUCGUUAUCGCUAGAAACACGUGACUUCUAUAUUUUGAAGUGCGACCAGCAAACUUUGGUAUUGCGGACCAUUUCCGCCGACCUGUUUGGGUGUUGCAACGUGUGCCGUGAUUUAUAGAGAGGUAAAUUGUAAACCAGACUGUAUUCGUGAAAUUUGUCGAGGUAAUGAUAGUACAAAGUAUAAAAUUCGAGUCAGAAUGAAGUAAGACGCGGAGAGGUUAUGCUGCUCGUGUCAAGACGUUGACUAUAUAAAAACGUAGACUGAUUCUUUCCAACCCAUGAGACAUUUACCUGUUCUUAUGUAUUACGACUUUCAUUGUUCGCAUCUGAUUUCCGGCAGACGGGUGUACUUGUGUUUGGCAGUAUGCCCUGGUCGACCAGCAUGCUUGUCCCAGUUCAGCCCGUGAAUGCUGCUGCUUUUCGGUGUUAUGUCUUAGGAGAACUAGGACGUGCUUAGAUGAUAGGUGUAUAGCGUUACGUUCUUGGUACUACGUCGUAUUGCAAUCUGCCAGCAUCAAACCUAACGCUUGUCAUGCGUGGGGAUUUCUGUCUGUUUUUUAAGACACUGAAAUAUCGAUCGAAGUUUGCUGACAUUUCUUAGGAUGUCGUGUAGUGCUUAAGUGAAUUUGGGAACUUGAUCAUCAGAAAACGUAAUUUCAUUUCCCGUCUUCCACAAUGGUUAGCUGUUUGUUGAGUGAACAUCGUUUCAGCAGACUGUGCUGAAACGCUAUUUCAGCGGUGUACGUAUUUUCCGUUCAUUGUCGGUGCUUAAAUAAAUCAAGUCAUAUUACAGAUAAAAUACGCGUAAAACUUCUCUCAUGUAAUCACUUUUUAAUCUAUAAUUUUCUUGCGUGAAGGAAGGAUGGAAUUAUUUUAGUUUUCGAUGUUUGGUAGUUAUGGGUCUUCUCUAGGCGCUCAUAUAGUUAUGCUUGUAUGGUGAUACAAUCAUGCAUAUUACGGCUGUUCGCCAGUUAUCACCCUGCAGUAUUACCUGAGCUCUGCCAAAAUACCUCUAGAAGAAUUCUUUGUAGAAAAAUUUAGGGAUGUGCGGAUUCGACACACAAAGCCUUAGGAGUAAAUAAAAACGCGUCUGCGUUUCAGGUUUAAGUAUAUGUAAACUUCAAAGAUCUAACUACUCUCUUCGUUUUGGUACAUACUUUAGAGAUGUACCUCGUCGAGGCCCAGCGACGUGUGUCAUCCUCCCCCUUCUGACCCGUUUUUGCUGUUAAAAUCCUGGUCAAGUGUUUUUUGUGGAUCAGGGGAUGCGGUUGCACGCUUAGGUGCGGGUCUGGCCGCGCCAGCCACCUGCUCUCUCUCUCCCGCCCUCGGUCUUCUUGACUAUGUCUUGACACCGGGCCCAGGUGGGGGAGGAGAGAGUGUGGUAUAUUCUGCGCAAGUCUGCUAUCACUAUGAGCUAAUUCACGCUCAAGUCACCGUGUCUGCUUCACCUUGCUGUGGAGCACACAGUGGACGUCGUCGGAUACAACGUUCGAACUGCCUACCGAUCUGAAAUGAUGCCCAUCCUACGAAUGCAUUUGAAGUAAAUUCUUGGCUUCUGAGCCGUCUUUAUUAGGUAGUAGUCUUGCAUUAUGAAGUCUGUGUGCUGGUUACUUGUCAUUUGUGGGCACUUUUUCCUUCCCCCCUGUCUCUCUACAGGAAACAGAUGGAUUCGGACGGCGACCUGAAGCUGAAUGAAUCUGAGUACUGCCUAGCCGCAAGUUUGGCUGAGAAGGUUGCCUCCACCGGCUUCAAUCUGCUGGAGGCAAAUGGCUUGGCACACACACUCGAGACGGAGAAUACCAUGACUCGUCCAUUUGAAACUUCCUCCCUACUAGAUGAGAGUCGAUAUCUUCUCCUAUCACCGGCGUCUGCGAGCCUUCUCACUCCUGAUGUUUCCGGUUAGUUGUUUGCCUCUUCGCCCCUUUUCGUCUAAGAUCACCGCUGACGCAGGAUAAGUCGUGGUGGCUGCGGUUCUGCGCGUAAAGCCUCAUCUACGUCAGCUGGCCCUCGAUGGACAGAGUUACAGAUACGCUGGAUCAUAAGUGGGUCUCAUGGACUCGCAACACGCGCCAAUCAGGUAGUGCAGAGUGCGCGAGUUCAUAACUAGGAGGGCUGUGAUGGCACGCCUAGACAUAAGCCCGCACUCCACGUCAACCCCUGCGUACAGUCCAACCACCGGCCAGUUCACAGACUCAGACAGUCGAGGGAUGCAUGGGACAGGGAAGCGGGGGUGAGACGGACACAGGGGAAUCUCUCUUCACAGCACAUAAACGCAUUCCUCGCUGUAAUAAAUCGGACGUCUUUAAACCUAUCACGAAGCACUGAGACUCAUGGCUUUGACGGUCGCCAACUGAUGGGAUAACUCGGUCCAUCUCAGAACUGGCAGUCAGACUGCAAUGGGUCCUUUUUAAUGCGGCCCUCAUGACACUCUGCGAGACCUGCGCCGCCCUCAAGGAAUUCCGGCACAGCUUGUGAGGACAAGAUCGUGUAGCUUUGUCAGCCAUUGCGCCCGAGCCCAGCCAGUCGCCAUAGCAUUGGCUUGCCAUCAGGACCUGGUGGACUGUAGGUGCUGCGCAAGUCCUCCCGUUGUCGCAGUGACUACGUGGAACACGCGGUGGACACAGUCACUUAGGACGGUCGACUUGUCGCGUUGUCAUAUGUGUUAACACCGUGACCGGAAUGGUCGCCAAGUGACUGGAUAGCUCGGUCCUACCCGGGCUGGGAAUGACUCACUCUUCCACUUAUGUGAAAUCCGAGACCCCUCGUCGAAGGCCGGUUCGUGUAGAGUUAGGGAGCACCGCAUUCGUGUUACGCGCAUGUGUGCCUUCAGCCCUAUCAAACAGUACACACACACUUCUCUGUAUGCAGUGAUCAUGACUCAUUCCUGCAUUAGAAUAAGUUGGGUGUGGGUAGGUUGGGUGAGAUAGACGCCGCGAAAGUCUCCUUUACGAUAAAACAACCCACGCGUAAGUCGUUUCAGAUUCCUACUAGAACAGCGGUGGUCUUUGUCGCUUGCGACAGAGGAGCUGUCAUGUGUCUGCACAGGUCCCCCGUGAUAAGCGUUGCUAUCGCGUAGGAUCCAUACAGGGACCCGUGCUUUGUAGGAAACCAGUGUUCGGACGAAGUCACGUUUGGUAAGUGCAAGGAACUAACACCCUGAAGAGGGGGAUGACUGCAUGGUCAGCCGUGGCGUUUGAUUUCAUGUAUAGUUGGCCUGGCAUGAGAUGAAGCAGGAAGUGAGAGAAUGAGACGCGCCCCCCGCAAUCCUCUCUCGCCACUUUACACAUUCAAACAAUCACAAUACGCUACAAUUUGUCGACUGCUGGGACAAAUCAGUCCUUGAGACCGGGCAAGGAUAUAAUGACGGCUGUUAUCUCAAAUCUUACGGACACCGUCUUGGAGUGUAGGGAGCGUGGCUCGUUUGCUUAGUGGGACCAGGAUGUGUGGAGUGGGCAGACUGCCGGGUCAACUUUCGCGUCAAAUCUAAUCUCCGGCCGCAGGUAAUGAUGGCCCUGUCAAGCACUACAGACGACUUGUAUUUCGUUUCAAUUGCUUGCUUUUUUGAGUACCUUCACAGCAACCAUGUGUUGGAGGUUACGCAAACCAGAAAUAACCUCGGCAUGUCACUUCAUAAAGUAAAAACAGCCUCAGAAAAGGGAUAAUGAGAAGAAGUCUGUACUUUAGACAAAACAAUUGCAUUCUCCCGACAUUCUAAGCCCCAGCUUUUCAGCGGGAGGGGGGGGGGUAAACAAGUAGUUGAAAUCGACAUUUUUAUUUGAGUCCUUUUCAGAGGGCUGAUAUAAACCCUUCCACGACAUCAGCAUCGGCGUUGGAGAAGGUUAUGUGCAAGUUAAUUAGUUGCACAGAGAAACUACCUGGGUCAUCUAUAAUUAAGACGGCGCGUGUAAGUUAGCCUGACCAUAUCAGUCAGGCGGGCAGUCGUUUACGCGGUCGUGGUUCUCGUUUGUGAAGUUACUUGACUAUCGCUAAUCACUGAAUAUUUUUCGUGUACUCGAAGCGUAUUUGCGACACAGGACGUCUGCCUUUUAUACUGCCCUGGGAUGUGGAAGUUGCAUUGCUGAGCAAUGACAUGAUUGCGCUGUGUUAAGCAUCUCACCUCAUCCCUGACCUUCCAGUCAUUGUCCAAGAGCAUUUACGCACAAAAAGACUGUGACCACAUCCCUGCGAUCCUCCCUUCCACUGCCCGAGCCACCAGUGACCGAUGUAUCAUCCUGUUCGAAUGGUCGACGGAGGGACUGAUUGUUCUUGUGUACUCCUGAUUGGUCGCCAAGACAGCCUACUCAGUUUGUUGGCCACCCUUUCUCUCCUUCUGGAUGAGCAAGUGUGAAGAUUUCUUUUCGGGGUUAUUAGGAGCACGUUUACCAUACGUCUUUUGUCGAGCUGGUAAUGUAGGGCCUGACGGACCCUUGGGGAGGGGGAUUGGUAAAACAAUCGUCUCCCAUUCUCCCAUUCACAUGGUAAACGUCUGUUUUACGAGGUUUUUCCCCUAGGUGGAUUCCCGGUCCACCGGUUUACUGGCUUCAAGAUCACUUAUCAGGUUUUACGCCAUCAGCAUUGAAACGGCAUUGUUGAACACUGGAGAUGAUUUGCUAACUUCUUUGUUUGACUCGAGGCUGGAUUUCGCCAACAUCACUUUGGCUAAUUAAAGCCAGCUUCCUUCCUGCCUGCCUCUCCCGCUCUGUGCUGUCAUAAUUUUAUAGAACAAUUACGGUUAGGGCAUCAUGGCCUCAAACUCGGCUCUCCGUUUGCCUCCCUCUUCUAUUUCUGCUUCCGCCCUUCACUAAUCUCUCUCUUCCCUCGGUAGAUCAGCGUCCCUAGAUUAGACGCGAAUCACAUUGCCGCACAUUUUACACUCCAGAGCCUCUGCCAAAUAUUAUGUGCAAUGUGGUCUUUGGUUUGCGCCUUCUGCUCUGUUACCACACAGCCAUAUUUUUUCGCCGUCCCGUUGUUCCAGAGGAAAGUGACCUUGUCAGUCGCGGUGGGGGUGAUGUUCGGCAGCCUGCGAUGAUCCGUUCGGAGCAGCCCUACGAAUCGGACAGCGCCUCCCUGCUAAGCGACUACUCGUUCUCCAGACUCGCCGAGCGCGGUUCGUUGGCAUGUGGGGUACCCCUGCCUGCCGGCCAGUCCACGUGUCCUCACAGUUCUCCUCUGGCGUUGCCCAAUCACAUAUCUUCCAACCUGGAGGGCCUCUCGGGUUUGGGUGAGCCAUCAUUUCCCCCUCACCUCCUCCUCCUCCUCUUCCUCCUCCUCCUCCUCCUCUUCCUCCUCCUCCUCCUCCUCCUCCUCCUCCUCAUCCUCCUCCCCGCUCCCUCCCCCUCCCCUCCUCCUCCCCCUUCUUCCCGGCAUCCUCACCACACCGCUCCUAUUUCUCAUAUUUUUGCUACUCACUUCCUUGGGUGUAUGAUUUUUCCUUCAAGAUCGAGUUAUUCACUCUUUACGCCUCCCCGCCGCAGUCAAAUUACAGAGUUGCUAGGCUAAAAGGAAACUCAUGUAAGUUUGCCCCAUAAAUGCGUUGGGUUCUUCAGCAUGGAGCAGUUAACUGAUUAUGGUCAAAUGCUGGUGGGCAACGGAGGGCAGCAAAGGGGGAGAGUGGUACCACGGCCGUUGUUGGGACAGACGGUCGUGGCAACAGUUUCUCUAACAAGGCGCUUCAAGGUGUCUUUGGGGUCGUAAAAGUAGAGUCGCACCUGGGUCGCAGUUGGAAUGGGCCGCAGCGAGCAAGUUUGGUCACGAUGGAUUUUCUACUCCCCCCCCCCCGCUGUAGUAUACCGCUUGUCUAUUUUGGUUUUAGUUUGUAGUAAAUUGAGAGCGUUCUCAUCAAAACUGGUCCGUGUGGGAGUAUCCUGGUCACCUGCAAAACGUAAAGCCUUUCUUCUUUGCCAGUUUGCGAAGACGACUGUAUCACGAACAAGCAUCCUCCUUAUCGGAGACGAGACAAUCCUUCAUAAAAAGUAGGAGUGCAAACUUGGGGGCUGAACCGUUAUUAAUGAAGACGGAUCGAAAAUCAGAACCAUCUUCUUGUUUAACCGAGCGUGCCGUUUAACCUGCGUCCGUGAUCUUGACCUCCAGAGUAAGUCCUUCGGUUGAUGUAGUACUUCAGCUGAGAACGGUCUCACCAUCGCAAUCGAAAGUGUCCGCCUUCUGUCCGCCGGACAAUCUGGGAGUUCGCAUCUGCCUUUCUUUGCAACCGAUUUCCUCGACUUUAUUGCUGUCGCUGUCCUCACAGCCGAUCAUGUAGACCAUACAUGGUCGAUAGUCGAGUUCCGAUUCCUUGUGGAUCUCCAAUAGUGUCUGCUAAAUAGGUUGCUAUGCCUGACAUGAUACCAAACGGUAGCUCACCACCACCGCAAAACCGAAGCACCUCCAGCACCUCCCUAUCAGUCCUUUUCUAGGUAGAUCAUAUACUUAUUGGUACUGGAAUUGCCACACGCGGAUCUAGUUGAUUUUGAUGAUCCGGAACCAACUGCUAGGCUACAGGAACAUCAAACAAAUAAUAUCAGGGAUUGACAGACAAAGACAGGGGGUAUUAAGAAAGCAACUGUCUUCGGCUUAUUCAUACCCACGUAGGUCAGUCACAAACCUAAUUAAUGGCUACGGCUGAAAACACGAACGUUCGGACACCGACUGAGCUGGUGGUGCACAGUGAAGUCUGAGCGAUAGUAGCAACUCCUAAAGUAACUAAAUUAGCGCAUGUGCCUUGCAGCGGGGCUUUCAUCUUUGCAAUACAAGUGGCUGGAUGGACUCUUGCGUGAAUUUGUUCGAGCGCACGACUCCAGUACUUGCUCUAGAAGUUGAGUGUUGUUGUUGUCUGGUCGGUCACUUGCAAAAGCAUCGCACUGCGAUUGACCAACCAGUGCUUGGAGCCCCAGUUGCCCAAACUACCCCAGAACGGGCAUCAAAUGGGCCCAUUCGGUUAGUGGGCGUCUACCCAAAUCAUCAGUAGGCUAGCAGAGAUGGAUCCCUCACAGCAAUUCGUUCGACUCCUGUACACGUCACUCAUGAGGAGCACAUACGAUGAAGUUUGCUAGCGCCGGUAUGACGGUCGAGACGCCGCAUGUGAAGAAUGUACACCCAGCUAACGUGAUAGCAAGUCAUUUGGUGCAGUUAGACACAUGUUUAGUGUGGGCUAGUUCGCGUGCGGAAAGCGCAAACGGGCUAUUUUACCUGCCCUUGUGCCAAUGCCCACCAGCAGUCGUUUUGACUUCAUCUUGCCAUCGGAGCAAUGGGGGUGUGGGACGAGAGCCUCCUCCACUGUCCGAUGGUCGAGUUAUCAGGCGGUCGCCUUUUGUAGCUCCUCUUACCCUUGCAGAGCUUGUAUGCCUGAGAAGCGAAUUUUAUUCCUGAUUCUUUUGCUUUAUCUCAGUCAAAGAAUUCUUAUUUUUGAGGCCUGCGCGUAAAGAACGUUGUGGCUGGGUAGGUUGUCGCGUGCUCGCAACUCACGCCGCCCUAUUUGGCGCUUGCGUGCACUCAGAAUAAGUGCCCAAUCUGGCUCGAUGAAGACUGACUAUUGGUGAGGCAGUAAUGAAUUUCGUUUCCAUGGCGCUAAUGGUCGAGUGAUUAGAUCUCGUCUACUCAGUGUUCAGCCAAUAUUCCCAUGUUACAAUUGAAAAGUCAAUUUGGCAAGCACGUGUUUUCGGUAACUCUUCAUCAGGCCAAAACGGUAACAUAGAAGUUUACAUUAUGCGAAGUUACAGGGCUUAGAAGUGAUUCAGGGACUAUUAACACCCAUCGUUCCCACGCCACUCGCAUGACGAGGCGUGCUAUGGCGUGGUCGGCGUGUUGUGGGUCAUUGGGCCAAGGGGGCGAGGAAGAGGGGGGACAUAGGCCGUGAGUAAUGUUUGUACGUCGGGUACGUUGUGCACAUACCACUGCCAUCAGGAGGUUGGGACGAUGUUGGGGUCGGCGUCGGCCACGGAAGAUAGAGCGCCUGUGUCAAAGGCUUCUGACAGCAUAGCACUGGAUUGGCUAGCCGUAUAGCCACUGCCUCGGUUGGAGCUAGCACCCGUUGGCGUAGGCUUCUGGAGAAGCUUGCUGGCUUCCGGUAGACAACCUGAAAGUCUUUUUUGACAUCGACUCCGCGAUUCGUAUCGAUAAGAUGUGCGAGAAUAGAACUCGAGAUCGUUUUCUUUUCACUGGUGCCUAGCCAGGCCCGUAUGUGUUCACGUACUCUCUUUUCCAGGCGUCUCGUUGUACGGCCAAUUUAUCCCGCUCCACAGGAGCAAGUAAAUGAGUAAAUACACAUCGAUGUGGCCUGCAACGGGAUUCGGUCUCUACCUCCCAAGCGUAGGAGGGGAGAGUUCGUGAAACAUAUACGUAAGUUCGCCGCGGAGAAAGGACUAGUGAUCGCUGUCUUCAGACGUCUUCUUACUAGGUCACUUGCUGCAUAAUUUUAACUUCCAUGUGACCGUUUUGGCCUGAUUAAGAGUUACCGAAAACACGUGUUUGCCAAAGUGACUUUUCGAGUAUAUUUGUGUUCCCGGUCAGAGCUGUUGGCCAGGGUUAUUGCUAACUAAAUAGAGGCCUGAAACGGCUGCUGAAUCUGUCCACUGCAACUGCACAGCGCUUUCACGCAACAUGUGUGGAAUUUCUCCGAAAUUUACCCAACUUUCUUGCUCCUGCACUGUUCACCAUUGCCUAUUUAUCGGACAACCAUCCCUCUGAAGCUUCGUUCGUCCUGGUUUAGGAAACAGCGCGCAUGUGGCAGCCGCAGCUCAGGGGCAUAGCAUCUACUCAGUCGCUGCAUUCGAUCUCGCUUCAAGUUGACUUGUGCUCGACUCGCCAAUUAUGGUGGCCGUCGUCUUUCCGAAGUGUUGAAUGCUUUGCAUAACCGAUUUUUCUUUUUUCAUAUAAGAGACCAGGCCUUGUGUAACGUCAGAUCCACUUGAAUCCCCGGUUAAUAUUAUUUGUUGCCCUGUGAGGUAGUCGAUUCUAAGAGGUCGGCCGUCUAGACAACUGAAGGAAUGUAAAACAGCUCCUACGCAGACUUUAUUCCAUUGUAGAGUUCGGCCUUCCAAUGACCAUCUUACUGAUUUUUUUGUCUUGUUACGGCCACACAAUGAAUCCACAGCGCACGCCGGCAACUGGACGCCAUCCGACGCAGUCAUUGCACCUCAUAAAGAAAGAUUUACCCAGUCGAAGGAAGGAAGCGCCGGAGAGCCGGAACUAGUUAUCGGACUACACACUGAUGGAAUUAUUGAGGACCAGAAAGGAGAAGAGGAGGAGGAGGAAGAAGAAGAAGAAGAAGAGGACGAUGAGGUAGUCUCCAUUGAGAAUGAAGAGAACGAGGCGAUUGGCGUGGCUGCCCUCCUUCCCACUCCUGGUAGCCAACGCGGGAUUGUCGCCAAGGUGAACGAAAGCCUUCUGAUUCGUUCCACCUCUAGUGGCGGUGGCGGUGGUGGUGAUGUUGCCGGCAACAGCGUUUUCUCCUCGCAUCCCAGUUUCCAGUCAGCUUCCUCGUCUUCGUCUUCAGCGUCAGCAUCCUCCUCACUGUCCUCAUCGCCCACUUCCUCCCUUGCCUCUUCCAGCCUCUCGCGCCAUGCUCGCUUCUUGGACUACGACCAUUCCCACCACCUUCCCUCGCCCUCGGACAGCAGUAGUGAUUCGCAUCAUAUCAAUAGGUCAGUCGCUCUCCCUUUUGCCCCUCCUAUGUUAUGUGUAGAAACACAUGAAAUAGAUGGAAAAGAUUAUGUACAUAGGUGGGGUUGCAGUCAACAUAGUUUUAAGUUAGAUCCUACACGGUAGCAUGCUGGCUAUUGGGCGACCAUCCUUUCUGUCAUUUGUAUGGAUUGCACUCGGAAAAGUAUGAUGAAUCAGGUCAUACGUAUUUUUUCCACAGAAUUUCGAUGUCUGUAUAAAUUCGGUAAAGGAAAAGGAAAGGUUUGUAACACCUGGGGCUCGAAUUCGCGACCUGUUAGUUAGAAGUCCAACGCCUCUUCUAACUAACAGGUCGCGAGUUCGCGCCCCAGGUGUUUCACACUUUGGGCUUGGGUAUGACUGGCUGACGACGGCUAAUAAACCAUAAAUGGCCAUUCUAGUCUCCCUUGUCUUUGUCGGUAAUAGCACUCUGCCUAUACAUAGAGUGAGUGACCGAUCUCAUGAAAUGUUGGCUGAAAUUCUGAAAUGCGUUUUCGAUUAGGAAGGAUUACUUGGUCGCGGUUGUGAUACUGAUUAUUAUAAGGCAUACUCUUAUAACAUUUCGGGCUCGGCAGGAUGUCGGCUUUUAAAUGCACUUCUUUUCAAUUUCCUGUAGAAAGCGUGUUCAGUAAAAAAUGACUACUUAUGUAGCAUGCAUUUUCCCAUUGAUGUUCGAUGGUCUUGCAAAUUCAAAUAUACUUUAUAGAAACCAUAAACAAAAAUAUGCUUUCUUUUAGUCAAUCAAUAGAGAAUCACGUCUUCUUUAUAUUCUAUACUUAGGGAAGGAGUAUAAUUAGGUUUUAAAAAAGUUUUCUAAUUGCCGAAUAAUUUGGAGCCGGAUCAUUCGUUGCAUUAGCGCUUAGUGAUUUCAGCCUACAAGGUGCAUGCGUUCCGCGUAAACAAAAUCGCAUAUUUUUCUAUGCCAUUAAAGAGAUAUCAUACAGAGUCCAUAAAAUUUUGCAAUGGAUGCGGACCAUGUUGUACAUUUCAUGAGGAGCAGUGGUCAACGGCCAGGUACGAUGCUAUGUGAAUGGACAUAUCCGGUCUUAAAAAGUCUCAUAAUUGGAAACUUUUUUAAAACCUAAUUACACUUCUUCCUUGAGUAUAAAAUAUAAAGAAGACGUGAUUCUCUAUUGAUUGAUUAAAAGAAAGCAUAUUUUUGUUUAUGGUUUCUAUAAAAUAUAUUUGAAUUUGCAAGACCAUCGAACAUCAAUGGGAAAAUGCAUGCUACAUAAGUAGUCAUUUUUUACCGAACACGCUUUCUACUGGAAAUUGAAAAGAAAUGCAUUUAAAAGCCGACAUCUUGCCGAGUCCGAAAUGUUAAGAGUAUGCCUUAAGAUAAUCAGUAUUACGACCGCGACCAAGUAAUCCUUCCUAAUCGAAAACGCAUUUCAGAAUUUCAGCCAACAUUUCAUGAGAUCGGUCACUCACCGUAUAGGUAUAUUGAAAAAUAUUUUCUCUCACUCAUUUGAGUGCAGGCUGUGUCUUCUUCGAAUUUUUUACUUGAAUAAAGUGUAUCUUUCGGUUUUAAAAAUUGUUUAAUUUCCCGAAUAAUUUUGAACCCGACUGCUCGCGUUUAGGAUUCCAAAACUACAUGCAGUGUACCUGCCGCGUAGUAAAAAUCAUGCAUUUGUCUUUGCCAUUAAGAUGUCAUAUAGCUCUCAAAGUUUACUUCAUAAGCAGCAUUAAUAGACAGACAGAUACGAUGUUGUAUGAAUGAACAUCUCACAGUCUUACAAAAUCUUCCUAGUACGGAUUUUAUUAAAGUGAUAGGUACCCUUUCUUCAGUAUGAAGUUUUGGGAAGUCAUAAUUUGAUAUCAAUCUCGUACAGGAAAGAAUGCUUUUGUUCACAUUUUCUAUAAGAUAUAUCCGAAUUUGUAAUGUCAUUGUCAAUAUAUGAACAAAUGCAUACUACUUAAGCAGCGACUUUUCUCGAGUAUCGUUUUUGCGUGCGACAGUGAAAAAUCUCAUUCGGAAGCCGGACUCCUGACGUGACUGAAAUAUCUUGCUACUAUGCUUCAUGAUAAUCAAUUUUGCAAUCGUACAUGACCAAUAAUUUUUGAUCGAAAACGCAUUCCAGAAUUUUGGUUGACCUUCUACGAAACAGGCAGGCUACUGUGGGCUUGAAACAUUUUCAGUAAUCGAAAAACUUUAAAGGGGAAAAUGUUCUUUUUUCAAUAGGUAACUCGAAGUAGACGUAAAUUACUUCGACUCGAUUAUAAUAAGGGGUAUUUUCAUGCAUGUCUUCCACAGUAUAUGUUUGGAUUUAUAAGUGCAUCGAAAACCAGGGAGUUAAAGUCAUACCACUUAAGUAGUCCUCAUUUGUCGGGUGUGAUUUUUGUAUCCGGCCGGAAAGGCAUCCAUUGAAAAACCGAAAGCGUUACUUGACUGAAGUAUAUUGUACCUUCUUGCUAAUCGAUAUUACCGCUCCACUUAUGCAAUAUUUUCUAGCCUAAAUCGCUUUUCAAGGUUUUAGUUAUUUUUUAGUGAAAUACGUUACCCACUCUGAAUAACAAUUAUAAACCUAAUAAUGGUGGGCUACACAAAUAACCCCUGGAACUUUUCAUAAUUGCUUGUCGUUGGAAGCUUUGAAAACUAAGAUGCCCCCAGUUGAUUUCAUACUACAUCUGAGAAGACUAGAUCUUCUCUGAUGUGAACAGGUGAGAUAAAAGAAGUUUUUCCUAAAAUAUGGUUCAUUGUGCACGGGCAUUGAUAGUCACUGGAAACAAGUAAGCUGCUCCGGUGACAAUUUAUUUGGUGUGCGAUUUGAACAGACAGUUUGUAAAGCAUCGAAUUAAAGGCGGGGCUACUACAGUUUAGGAAUAGACUUGAUUCAAAUUCCCUGAUCAUCAGUUUUACAACCUGAUCUAAUUAACUGCUUGCAUUUGAAAGUGAAUUGAGAAAUGCUCAUCGACGUUUCCUGAGUUUCAUUGCUUUUUCAAAGCCGGCAUUUCAUCAACGCAACUUUGACAUAUAUCCAGUUACCUGGAGAAUUAAAGUGUUUACUCCGCAGAUUCUUAAUCAUAUGCUUCUACGUGCCGGCUAUUGUUUGACCAUCCCUUAACAAAAGCCUAUGAUCGGUUAGCGUUCGCGCCGCCGUGCGUCUGUUGAAUUUCGUUAUCCGUGAUCCGCCUAAGUUUCAGAGGUUGAGAGACAUUAGGGCGCUAAUCACUCAUGGCUACUAAACCUUCGUACCGAGAAUGUACUGACCAUUACUAACCUUGUUCUAAGGCGAGGCUGUACGAUUUCGAGAUCAUUAGGAUCGUUUACCGAGCACGAUUUUGAACACGGCAUAUGAUUUCGGUAAACUCGAUUUCACCUAAUCCCCUGAAACCGAGAAACCGGAGUACCCUAGGCUUCUUGGGCAAUUAAACUGUAUCCUCGAUGCUAAGCUGAUAAUUCAUAAAACGGUGUUACACUUAGAUGACAGAAUCAGUACGGCAAAUCCUGCGUUUGGGGCAGUAGUACCAUCAAGCCCGAUUUUAAAAAAUGGUGUGGAAUUCCACAAAAAUUGUUGAAAUGGAGCUAGAAUUUUCCUCUCCCGGUGGAGUACACAUCCCCACUCAUCCGUAUCCCUCUUUCCUACUCUCUAAUUAGAUCAUGACUGGUUAAAACACUUUCAAAGCUGAGAAUGAACAUCACUGCUCAGAAUGAGGCACGAGUGAGUGGCGAGGAAAGCGGAGGAGGUCUGACUUCAUUCCAGUACCAAUAACGACGAUUUUAUUUUCUUUUACAAAAACAACGUUCAGGCAGAACACCCGAGAUACACCUGGCAGCAAGCCAAGUUCAAAUGCUGAAUAACUAAAAUAUGGGCAACUUGAACUGUCAUAGGCCAGUCAUUUGGCCCAAUCACGUGCGACUCACGACAGUCGUAAAUCGCGGGCGAAUCCAACGUUGCUAACAACAGACAAUAGGAAAAAAUGCCUUCUUGAAUAGGCUUCCUGUUAGAGAGAAGACAAUAACUCGCCCACCUCGAUAACGGUAAGGAAAUGAAGUCUUCAAGGUCUAAACAGAUAAAGCAUGUUAUAGUCUGUCAUUAUAAUACGGAGAAGGCAAUCAGGAAACUCGCGUAGCGAAGAAACUUGUGUCGCUUUCCAAAGUCGGUUUUCCGAUCCCACGAUUUUCGGGCGGAUUGCAGCGCUGAUGACUUACCGCCAACUGCACUAAGAAAAUGACUGGUACGUAUUGUCAAGAUUAAGUUAUGAAGACCGGCAUUGCAGGAGCUAUUCUCCACGCCUGGUGCAGCUUUGUUCCCCUCUGGUCUGCGGAGCGUAUUCUAUUCUCAAACCCUCUUCAAACGUCGAUGAGAUUUAGUGUUUCUUGAUCAUGGCGUGACUGGUGUGCCACACGUAGGCGACUAUCACAAGUCCGUCUUUUACAGGCCGUGUUUUCUCGGUAGUCUUAGGCUCCGUAUGACUAUCUUGUCUUCGUCAUGGCGUAUGUAAUGACGUAGGACUUAAUAGGCCGAAGGAAGGUCAAGAUGCCUGUUGAUUGAGUUGGCAUCUCAGUACCCAAGCCUCGGGUGUGAGACGCUCUGUCCUUGAGGUGCCCCUGCCUAAGACGCCGUAACGAAGACAAGGCAGUCAUACGGAACCUAAAACUACCAAGCAAACACGGCCUGUCGACCACUUCACCCAAAAGGGGAACACAAACGCAACUAACCCCAAUUGAGGUGGAGACACACAAUACAGGAGGCCACAAACACUCUCAGGCGACGGCCAGUAGGCCAAGGCAACGAAAGAAGAGAAAAAAAUCGAUCACCCCAAGGCCAGCUAAUCCGGCUGUCUAUUCAAAAUUCUGAUCAAUUUUUCACUAGACGCUUUGAUAAUGGAGAGCCGUCUCAGCUCUUCGAAACGUUAACCGAACAAGUCUCUCGAUCUGGUGAGCACUUCAUUUUCCUCAGGUCGGUCUUCUACUUUCACAGUAGUGCUUCGCGGCCUCAAUUCGCUUCUAUCGUACAUGCCUGAAUUUCUAUCAUAAAAUUGUUGCUGUAUAUGCUUUUGUUGUCAGUCCUGGGUCACAUGUGUUCGCUUGUAAAAGGGUGAAGUCUGUCUCUUAAACCGCUUUUCGUCACCCCUUACGUGUUUGGCGAACUGACGGAUGGUGCACUUAAGGGCUUUAAAGAUGGCUUACAUCUUGGUCAGUAAGGUAGUCCCACAAAUCCGUUAUUAUCUCAUGAACCAUUUUUGCCCUUGCGCUGUGCAGUGAGGAUGUGGAUCCAAUCGCCCUGUUGGUGGGAAUCACUGGUCGGGACGCCGAGCUCUUGCGCACACUGCCGAAAUGCCGUCGGCAGCGGAUACUCACCCGUAUGGAGAGCCUCUCGAAGUUUAUCAACCACACCCUCCUGCGUCUUAACAACGAGCUGGCAGGAGAGUUGCAGGAACUUUUUGAUCAACAGGUGAAUCUCAAUGUCCAAGUCCACCAUUUAUCACUUAUUCAUCAGCAGCAGCAGCAACAACAACAACAACAGUCUUCCAGGUCACAAGGGUCAACUGAACUACCUGCGUCGCUCCCUCUCUCCCCAGUACCCCCAAGGAAAUUCAGCUGA
This is a messenger RNA of Spirometra erinaceieuropaei, 26752 nucleotides long. NCBI's taxonomy places the organism in Eukaryota, Metazoa, Platyhelminthes, Cestoda, Diphyllobothriidea, Diphyllobothriidae. The record is from the annotation of a GenBank genome assembly.